UAAAGCGCGACACUACAGGAAGUAAACGGGACCAUACACUGUUUGUCAUUACUCUACCUCUUUAUAGUUUUGCUUUUGCUAGUGAUGGGAUCCUGAGCGCAAAUUGAGCGCCAAGUUUUUACUAGAAUACAUUGGUAUCAUGAAAGUGUAAGGACUUGAACAACUUCGGUUGUUCACCUGCGUCGCGAUAUGUCUGCAGCGACGCUGAGCACCACUACAAGCAAGCUGAAUGUGUUGGUCAACAAACUGCAUGAGUACUUGGCUAAUUCUACUGAGGACAGCAAUGGCACACCAACCUCAGAGGAUGCCGAUGGAUUGACAAACAGGAGCUGUUCUGUGGGAAACUCAACAAGUCAUGCUGCGACAGUGGCAGGAGUGGAUACCAAAUACUCAAGGAGAAAACCGUCUGUCGUCAUAAAGCACUCUGGACUGGAUGAAUCUGGGGACUCAAAUGCAAGUGAGGACGUGGAUUUACCAGUCAACGCAAAUGGUUACCCUGAUAUCAAUAGAUUGCCAAAAGGCACUGUACUGGUGAGGCCUGAACCUGUUGAUAAUGGAAGAGAUGACUUCAGGGGUCCUGAGUUUCGCAGCCGGAAAUCCGGCGUACUGCGGAAAGACUUUUCAAGAAGACGUGGAGGUGAACACAUGGAAAUUGUCAGUUGCACCGCAUGUGGCCGACAAGUUAACCACUUCCAGAGAGAUUCCUUCUUUCGACAUCCAGUUCUGAAAGUACUUAUUUGCAAGUCUUGCUACAAGUAUUAUUCAAGUGAUGACAUCAGUAAGGAUGGAGAUGGAAUGGAUGAGCAAUGCAGAUGGUGUGCUGAAGGAGGCAACUUGAUCUGUUGUGACUUCUGUAGUAAUGCCUUCUGUAAGAAGUGUAUUCUAAGAAAUUUAGGAAGGAAGGAGCUGUCCGGCAUCUUGGAAAGCAAAUGGUACUGCUAUGUGUGUAGCCCGGAGCCCCUUUUUGACCUGGUGAUGGCCUGUGACAGUGUCCUGGAGAACAUGGAGAAUCUGUGGUAUCAGCAGCGCAGGAGGAACCGAGUAGGGCCGGAGAAAUCUCUUUACCACAUGUUGCCACACUUGGCACAAAACAUUCCUAUGGAUAAAUGGGAUCACACUGGUAUGGAUGGCAGUGUGGUGUUCAACUAUAACACACUGCAGAUUUCCAAGGAGGUUACCAAAAAGGUCAAACAUUUAGUGGACUCAACAAACAUCUUAAACCGGACAUUUGUCAAUUUCAUCAACACUGUGACAGCGAACAAACAAGCACCUGCUGUUCGCAAACUGUACCUGAACUCUUUUUUGUCAGUAGUUAAAGGUUUGCGAAAAUCACUUGCAGCACUCGAGGAUAGCCUGAAGGAGGAAUUCACUGACUUGGAUGUCAUGAGCUGUUGGGAAAGGUUCUUUAGUGAUGACUUUAAUGCACAACCUGCAACGGAUGCAGACACAGAGCCAGCUAUCGCUAAUGAAAGGUGCUUGAGUGACUUGCAGAAAUUGGCAGCUGAACAUUUGGACGAUUAUGAUUCUGACUCCAAGGGCUACACAGAUGGGAGAACUGCACAUGCAUGCCCUGGGAAAAACAUGGAUUCAGAUUCACAUGAAGGCAGACAGAGGGCACAAAAGAUUGCCCUGAAGCCUUUGGAAAGCGGGGUGAAGAUGACUAAAAAACUAGUAGUAAAACUUACACCUGUACCAAUGGAGCAGGAGCCAUCCUCUGAUUCCCCAAAGGAGGAGGAGGAGGACAUCGACAUAGACGAUGAGAAAUCAGAGGGAAAGGAUGUAUCUGAAGCUGAAGAGACAUGCGUAAGUGCUACAGCUGAAAGCAAGAUGAGCAAUGACAACUCUAGUGCAUCUCUCCACCCAGAAGAGGAACAAGGCAAUAGACGCUCUCCUCGCGUGAAAACAACACCAUUGCGUCGACCAAGUGAUGUCAAGGCCAAAACGUCUCAUUCGGCAGCAGACAGUGACAGCGACUCUGACCCUGAGGAAACCUCCAGCACAGCACCAGCCAAAAACACUGAAGAACAAAGUCCGAGCAGAGCAAGAGACGACUCUGACUCAGAUGAAGUCCCUGCAGCUCUGCUUGAGCGAGCAGCUGUGACACAAAGCUCUGACGAACCCCAGAGUGAUGAGAAUGGUGGAAAAGGGUCGCCUAAGGUGGCCAAGAAAUGUCUCUUUUGGCUCACUAAGAACACCCCGAUGUCACCAGAGAAGAUGCGCCGCAAACGCAAGAUGCUGGACCGCUCCCCGGAGUCUGAUUCAAGUGACAGAAGAGUAAAAUCUCGAAGGGAAAGUGGGACAGAUUCCUCUAGUGAUGAUCAGGACUCGCAGAAGAAAACACAACACUUGAAUACGCUGCGGCCAAUAGGGAAGUCUCCACUCGUCAAACGAGAGAAUGAAGGUGUGGCUAGAAAGCAGGGCAGGAUACAGGCUGGAAAGUCUAAGGCUAAAUCCCGUCGGAAAGCAAGAGAAUCGUCACCCUCAUCAAGCGAAGACGAAGCUGAUGAUGAUGAAGACGACAACGACUUUGGGAGUGAAGGAAGUGAUCAGAAGAUGAAGCCAAUCACUGAAGAUGUGGCCUUACUGGGGCCAGCAACAUUCCACCAAUCAUCAGGAGAUGAGGAGCAAUCUGGGCCCUCGUGGGCAGCAGAAGAUGAUGAUGAUGAUGAUCCCGAAAAUAGAAUCGCUAAGAAAAUGCUAUUGGCCCAAAUCAAAGCCAACUACUCCUCGGGCGAUGAUAUCUCUUCGGAUGAGGAGACAGAGGAUGAAUCUGAGUCGGAGGAUGAUGAGGGCAAACAAGGAAAUGAGGAUAAUGAAACUGAGGAAAAUGGGGAAGACUUGGCUUCAGACUCAUCUGACACCACAUCUGAUGGGCCCAACUUCAGGCACCAUCUUCUCCGCCACAAACUAACCUUAGAGGGAGCGCCAAGUGACGAGGCCGUGGCAGAGAGUGAAGCAGGAAAGCAGGAGAUCAAGAAAAGAGACCGCAGCAAACACCUGAGCUCUGAUGGUGAAAGUGAUGGUGACGAGACAGAGCCGGAGAAUGUUGGGAUGAGCGAGGAGCUGAGUCAGUCAGAGGAUGAAGGCGGUGAAGACGGACUUAAAAGCUCCAAAUCAUCAAGUAACGUAAAGGAGGCACCCCACAGUUACGAGCAGAAGAAACAAGUGCCCUGCAUUUGGUUGUCAGACUCCAACAGUGAAAAGAGCGAUAGAGAGGAUGCAGAUGAGGAGAAUAACGACAGUCAAGGCACCCCCAAAGGACGCAAAAAGAUCCGCAAAAUCAUUGAAGAUGUGAAUCUCCGAGCUGAGACCCAGGAAGCCCUCCGAGAGGAGGAGGAGAGAUGCAAACGCUUGGCAAUCAGGGAACAACAGAUGGAGGAAAGGAGAGAGAUAAUUGUUAUAGAGGAUGAGCUGUCUCAAGUGGUGUGUCCCAUCACCACCAAGCUCAUCCUGGAUCAGGACGAGGAGACCAAAACGCCUCUUGUUCAGGUGCACAGGAACCUGGUGACGAGACUGAAGCCUCACCAGGUGGACGGUGUCCAGUUUAUUUGGGACAGUUGUUGUGAGUCUGUGAAGAAGGCCAACUCUUCUCCUGGAUCAGGAUGUAUACUGGCACAUUGCAUGGGCCUGGGAAAGACCCUGCAGAUGGUAACUUUCCUCCACACGGUGCUGCUGUCAGAGAACCUGAAAUUCAGAACGGCCCUGGUCGUGUGUCCACUCAACACUAUCCUCAACUGGGUCAGCGAGUUCAAGAAAUGGCAAAGCAACAUGGGACAGGAUAAAGUAAAAGUUACAGAACUGGCUUCAAUAAAGUAUCCUCCAGAACGAAUCAGGGCUCUGCAGAGGUGGGGGAGAGAUGGAGGUGUUAUGAUAAUGGGGUAUGAGAUGUACCGCAACCUAUCACUAUCCCAGAAAAUCAAAGAUGUGGAGUGCAAGAAAGUGUUGAAGAGCAUACUGGUGAAUCCAGGUCCAGACCUAGUGGUUUGUGACGAGGGACACAUUCUGCGCAACGAAGCAUCCAACAUCUCCAGAUGUAUGAAUGCCAUCAAGACCCAACGAAGAGUGGUGCUAACUGGCACACCACUACAGAACAACCUGAAUGAAUACCACUGCAUGGUCAACUUCAUCAAGAGGAACCUACUGGGUUCACUGGGCGAAUUCCGAAACCGCUUUAUCAACCCCAUACAGAACGGCCAGUGUGCCGACUCCACACCAAGAGACGUCCGAGUCAUGAAGAAUAGAGCACAUGUACUUCAUGCAAUGCUGGUUGGAUGUGUGCAGAGAAGAGAUUACUCGGAGUUAACUCAAUUUCUGCCUCCCAAACACGAGUAUGUGCUGGCAGUGAGGAUUUCCCCACAGCAGUACAAGUUGUAUCGCUAUUACCUUGAUCACUUCACCGGUGUGGGCUCUGUGCCUAACAUACCAAGGAUGAAGAUCGGAGCAAACAUAUUCAAGGACUUCCAGGUGCUCGGCCGAAUUUGGACUCAUCCCUGGUGCCUUCAGCUCCACUACAACCGCAAAGAAAAAAAGGGACAGAAGAAUAAAAGUAAAGCGGCAGCUCUUUUUAGAAAUAAAGAAACAACUGUGGCUGAGAGUGGACUGAGAGAGAUUGAAGGAAAAGAUGGGAAUAACGAUGACAGCAGUGUGUCCAAAGGCGCUUCAGCACUGGAAGGAGAGAACACAGCCAUCGGCUCGAAGCCUCAGGAUCUGGAUGAGGGCUGGUUCAAGAGUAUGCUGUCUGAAGAGGACGCCAACAUCAUGGAGCUCUCAGGGAAGAUGGUGCUCUUGUUUGAGAUCCUCAGAAUGGCUGAAGACCUGGACGAUAAAGUGCUUGUGUUCUCGCAGUCGUUGAUCUCAUUAAACUUAAUUGAGGAUUACCUCAAGGCUUCUCAUCAUGCCAGAGACCCAUCGUCAUUCAAAGCGGGCAGCUGGAUUAAAAAUGUUGAUUACUAUCGUCUUGAUGGUUCCACCACUGCCCUGUCAAGGAAGAAAUACACAGAUGAGUUCAAUCGUGCCACCAAUACUCGCGGCCGAUUGUUUCUCAUCUCAACGAGAGCCGGCUCACUCGGCAUCAACCUCGUUGCUGCCAACAGGGUCAUCAUCUUCGACGCCUCCUGGAAUCCCUCAUUCGACAUACAGAGCAUAUACAGGGUGUACCGGUUUGGUCAGCUGAAACAGGUGUUUGUGUACCGUUUCUUAGCUCAGGGCACCAUGGAGGAGAAGAUCUAUGAUCGUCAGGUGACCAAGCAGUCUUUGUCCUAUCGAGUGGUGGAUCAGCAGCAGAUUGAGAGGCACUUCACCCUUCAUGAACUGACUGAACUUUACACAUUUGAGCCAGACCUGCUGGACGACCCAAACUCCAAGAAAAGCAGAAGAACCACCUCUGUUUUGCCAAAGGAUGAUGUCCUGGCACAGCUUUUACGAAACUGUAAAGACCAGAUAGUGUCUUUCCACGAGCAUGAAUCUCUGCUGGACCAUAAACAAGAGGAGGAGCUCAGUGAGGCAGAACGCAAAGAUGCCUGGGCCGAGUACAAGGCCGAGUCUUCCAACGCUCCGGCCAGCACGAGCCAGAACCUCUUGGAUACGAAGACCAAUGAACAGCUAGUGGAAAUGCUGAAUAAGAGCAGAACAGACGUAUCGAUGGCCUUCGGGUCAAUGCAGAGUGUGAUUAUUCACACUAUCGAGCGCUACAUGUUGUCAAUGCGGCAACAGUAUCCUCUGCUGCCUGAGGCCAAAGUUCAGGCCAAAGCUGUUUAUUGGAAAGAGUUGGAUCAGAAGGAGCAGGAACGUAGACAGGCCCAUUAUCGAGACACUCUUUCACAGCAACAAACGCUCACAUUCAACAUUCAGGCAAUACUGAACAGUCGACGGAUGCAAGCGGUGUCGAUGCAGACGACCGUGACCACUGUGACUCAGCCUGGACAGACUUGAACGAGAAAAUGCUCUACGAGUGACUAAGAAUGUACGUUUUACCACUGUGGCAUUAGAGUAAAUCAUUGUCAGACAGUUAAAACAUUGUAACGGUAGCAUAUUAACACAUUUCUUUAGGAUUUCAGAUAAUGUAAUUUCAAUAGUAAUGUCCAGGUGCACUGACAGUUUUGUAACACUUUGAGCACUUUAACUUACACCUUAUAUGUAAUUGAGUUGUACAAAUAUCUUUUAUAGUUUGCAAAAACAAGAGUUGUUCAGCUGUCCCAAAAAAACAUUUUGUGGAGUCCAAACAUCAGUUUGAUGGUUUACAAACAGUAGGGUUACUGUACUUGCCUUAUUAUGAUUUUUACCUUAAUAUGUUUUGCUAUUGAAUUAAAAAUGUUAUAUGUUUUUUAAGCAGUUGUUAUAAGUAUAUAAUAAAUUAACUAAAUAACAGAAAA
Messenger RNA from Sebastes umbrosus (honeycomb rockfish), 6371 nucleotides. RefSeq names its product transcriptional regulator ATRX-like. The coding region runs from base 190 to 5931 and encodes 1913 amino acids. Lineage: Eukaryota; Metazoa; Chordata; Actinopteri; Perciformes; Sebastidae. The record is from RefSeq and is a predicted model, not a curated record. Gene Ontology annotation, cellular component: nucleus. The transcript is spliced from 35 exons. Gene Ontology annotation, molecular function: ATP binding; ATP-dependent chromatin remodeler activity; ATP hydrolysis activity.